Molecule: messenger RNA, 4371 nt
Organism: Symbiodinium sp. CCMP2592
Lineage: Eukaryota; Dinophyceae; Suessiales; Symbiodiniaceae
Source: the annotation of a GenBank genome assembly
AUGGCGUCCCAGCAGCAGCCGAGUCUGCACUUGCGACGGACUCGCCAACAUCUGCUCCUGCACAACACUGUGACAGGUGAACUUGUCAAGCUGGAUUACCUGGAUGCCGAAUGGCAUGAUGGGCCCGGAUUGACGAUCCGGUUCACGAGAGAGGAUGGGUCAACGGGGGAAUGUUCCGCCACAGAGCUUCUUCAAUGGGAGAAGCGGGGACCCAUACUGAGGAACCACCAGGACAACUGCGACGAAAUUUGGUCAACAGCUGUCAACACCUUCAAAGCUGUGGCUGUGGUAGUGCCUGCACACCAAGGACGACAGUUUCCCUGUGAGUUGUUUGCAUACAGAGUGCCAAGAGGAGAAGGCACGGGGACCUUGUAUCCCCAUCUCCGGUGGCUCGUCGCAUUUUGCGGAGGCCACCAGAACAAGAACUUCGUGGGAUGCAGUGCGGACUCCUGGGAGUACAAGCUUGGGAGCUACAUCCAGGCCUUGCACGACAACAGCCUUUCCUCAGAGGAUCUCAAGGCGAAGAUCCAGAGUCACAUUGUUGCCAGCCGGAAGGCAGAAACUUCGAAGGCAGCGGCAAGCCGCAAGCGGAAGCAGGAGCCGGGGGAGCCGGCGGAAGCCAGCACGGCGGCAGCAGGCGAGUAUUCCGCUUCGUUUUUCGUUCUGGGUAUGCUUCUGCUUCACUGGAGUUCACGAAAGCUGCACAAAAACAGCCAAUGGAAGCUGGGUGCAGAACACGUGAAAGCCACAGCGACCAUGCUCCUGCGAGCAUUGUGCAGAGCCUUCGUGACAGCCUCACAGGCUGUCUGCAUCAGGUCGGCCAAAGUCCAGAUUGUGUUGACCGAGGAUAACAUCCACAUGAAGUGGCACACGUUCUGCAGCAGUGACUCUUCAUUGAAAUGCUUGAAGGAUAUGUUUCCAGAAGAGCACGAUUUCUGCGAGUGCCUGCAAAUGUGCUGCCGUGAAGAGGUCAGCCCGAACAUCUCCGCAGCCAAACGAGAGAGCCUGCGGAAAGCUGUGGCUCUUUUGCUCCAGGCUUUCGCCGAUCUCGUGGAAGGCAGCAGGAUGUCCGACAUCUGGCAGGAGACCGAGCUCUGGACCAAGAAAGGCUACAAGAGGCUCAGUGGAUCACAGAAAGCUGCAGUGCUGGAACAGACAAAGAAGCAGCACCUCAGAUCAGCCUCCAGUGUCCUAGCUUCGCAGGAAGGAGCUGAAGGCAAACAACGAGGCAAUCUUACCAUCCCACUGGAGAGGUAUGCCUAUGCUCAGGAAGCCAGAGCUCGCUUCGGGGAGGCUCACUGGCUGAGUUUGGCAAUCGAUGGAGUUCAGGUCGGCUCCAAGUCGUUGCUCAAUGUUUUGGCCUGGGAUGGCCAAUCUGGCUGGAGCUGCAUCUGUCCGCCUCAGGCUGGUCGGGUACAACAGAAGCUGAAGGCAAAGGCGGGCGAGGAACAGGCGGAUUGGGACCGGCUCAAAGGCAAAGCCGUCGAGGAUGUGCCUAGACAGGCUAGCCUCGCCUGGAUGCAGGAGGCGACUCAGCUUGCUGCGACGAACUUUAUGAAAGACGAAGAGCAGGGCAUCAACGUGGAGCUCAUCGCAGACCCGCAGCAUCGAAGGGGGAACGAUGCUAUGCUCGCAUUCGCGAGCUCUGGGACAUUGAGGCGUGCAAUAUUCGCCAUAGGCUUAUAUAACCUCCAGUAUGGGCCGUAUCUCAAAGGAGGGUGGCACGAGAUGUUGGUGUCGGCGGCGCAGAUGUGCUCUCAGAGUCUCUCGCCGAACGACCCGCUUCUCAAGGUGUUCUUCGCAGAGAUCCUAGCCGAUCUGGACGAGCCCGCCAGCAACGACACGGAGCAGCGGCGAGCAGCUUUCCUCAAGAGUUUGCCUUCCUUGCCUGUGGUCGCCAGCAAGGGACCGAAGGCAGCCAAGUCGCGAUUUAACUCGCUGCAGCAUGCUCAAGACCACCUGGACCCCUACUGGGCUACCUUCGCCUUUCUGUUGACCGUUGUGUGUUUGACUCAGGGCUACGUGCAGUUCGCCGACGAGCUCUGGACCCCGGACGACGUCCUCAAGGAGCUUUUGAAACCCGAGCAGUCGGGAGCAGCCGCAGCUGGCAGCUCUACGGAUGUCGGACCGACCGGCGGCACCACGAAGCAGGCUGGGAUCCGGCAAGCAAAGGAGCAGAUGAACAAGAUGCGAAGCAAAGCUGUGAAUACUCUGCACGUCUAUGCCAAGUGGAUCAAUGAUCCUGUGAACAAGUCCUAUGCCAGACUUAUGUUCUAUCUCCAGCAGCCAGAAGCCCUGGAUUCGGGGCACAUGCUCGUGCACAUGCGGUCGGAGGAAAGCACCCGAGAGUUUUUCAUGAACUGGGCAUGCUGGAGCUUUCUGAACGUGGCGAAGGACCAGUUGCUAGUCCUCAGCGACUUGCGACUCUUGAAGCGUAUCGGCUUUGACAUGCAAAGAGAUUCGGCGAGAACUCUCUCAGAGGAUUUCCUCGCACUGCAGGACGAGCUGGCGGAGAUCAUGUUUUUGGUGCUCCGCAAGCUUUUGAAGUAUCGCUUAGGCAGCAUGCUUCAGCACACGUGGAGUUUGCCCCACAAGCUCGCAGCCUUGCUGGAGAGGAAUGAUGAGAAACAAGCAGCUGCGAGAAGCUUCUUGAAGACUGUGGCCAGCACCCUGGAAGCAGUGCAGGCCAACGGAACACUUGCAGCAAAGCAGAUGCUCAAAGGGCAGCACAGUCCCAUAGGCAACUGGGCUCUGGAUCGCUUGGCGAAGGUUGAGUUCCAGACGACUCCUGCUGAGGUUUUUCACAUGGUUCGUCAGUUCUUCGGAGGCCUCUUGAACACCAAGCUCGUAGAAGACCUCAACAAACUUCAACGGGAACACGAAUGCAGAGACUCCACGAAGCAGGAGGUGAGCGAGAUGUUGAGCUGGCGGAUAGGGACACAGCAUGACCUGCUGAAGGGCUACAAGCGGAAGGAAAUCCAACCUGCCGACGUGAGAAGUCCGCCCAAGGACUACGACCCCCAGCUCCUUUUCAGGCGGCAAGUCGACAGGAUGAGCAAGGCAGAGAGGACUGAGAGAGAGGAGAAGAUCGAGAGCACCUUGAAGAAGAUCUGCGGACCGACAAAGUGGUAUGUUUGCACACCCGAAAGCCAUCAGCAGACCAUGGUGAACCUUGCCUUGUUGGUGCAUAUCAAGGAGGAGUUCGAGAAGGUGGAAUCUGCGUGGCACGGCUCUCUUUUGCCGGAGGGCCACGUGGUCUUUGCCAAGGAGACGAACAACUACAAGUUCGUGCUGCGGACGUAUCGGAAUGGGGCCUUGGUGUGGCCGAUGACCACGAAGAUCCUCGCUGAGCGGGGUGAAGGCUGCAGAGCAUGGACUUUCGACUUGGAGGUUUCGGAACUGGAGUUCCUGUUCGUCUUCGACAAGACAAGCGUCCUCGUGCAUCCGCUGAAGAUGAUGUCGCCCGUGCGAAUGUGGCUUGCACACAAGUCAUCCGGAUCCGGCGUGACUCUCACGAGCCACAAGGCAGCCUGCUCCUUGGAGUCUUUCCACACGAGCAGAGGCUUUGCCAACCUCUCGGAAGAGAUCCUCAAGCGGCUCUGCAAGGACUGGGCAGUGCCCCUUCCGAAGAGCCAAAAAGCCCUGGCGGAGACUAAGGCUCUGCGAACUGCUCUGCUCCUGAACAAGAACCCGGGUCUUGAGGCUGCGUCCGUGAAAGCCGCUGUGAUGAAAGGAGAUGGCAAUCUGGAAGGCGAAGACGAGUUCGACCUUGAAGAAGUCGAGAAUAUUUUGCAAGAUACCACAUUGGCAACUGAGAAGGACCAGAUCAUGAAGCUCAUGAAGAGCAGCACGAAGAAGAAGACAGAAGUUCAGGUCAGCGAAGCCAUGCAGAAGUGCUUCGAGGACGUGGUGGAGAAUCUGCCGCCGAACUUGAAGACAGCGAGAGCGAAGGCCCAGGCGAAAGCCAAGGCCCAGGCCAAGCGGGACUCCAAGAAGAAGCCCGCUGAGAAGGCCUCGUCAGCAGCAGCUCCUUCUGGCACUGGCGGCGGCACGAGGACGUACGAUCCUGUGCCUGCGGAGGUAGAUCGCCUCCUGCAUGCAUCCAUCCCGAUGGGAGGCAAAGUCUACACCGACGAAGACAACGGUCGGUGGAAGAUUGGCUUCAGCACGGAUGAGGUUCAUCAGCAGCGGUCGCUAAGCUGGACGACCGCUGGAGGGCCAGCUGCGGGCCUGGCAGCACUGCGGCAGCUCUGGUCCUGGAGCGAGUUGUACUCAGGAGAAAGCAUGUCGGAACAGGCCGCCAAGAAUGAAGCGGCAAUGAUUGCCGCGAGGGAGCCUGGCCCGCAAAAGACAUUUUUGUUUCUGAAAUAG